Molecule: messenger RNA, 501 nt
Organism: Aspergillus glaucus CBS 516.65
Lineage: Eukaryota; Fungi; Ascomycota; Eurotiomycetes; Eurotiales; Aspergillaceae
Exons: 3
Coding region: 90-392 (100 amino acids)
Source: RefSeq, a predicted model, not a curated record
ACCGGAGUCAGUUCAGUACUCCAGCCGGAAUGUAGAUUGCUUCGGAGAGUACGGAGUAACUCGAGGUGACGCCGGAAAGGCCACAAAACAUGGUGGCUUUCAAACACAGCUUCCAACGUUUCUUCCUCUUCUCUUUCUUUGGUGUCACAACACUGCCUCCGUACCUAAGGUUUCUAGUUAGUAUGUCUCGAGGUGGAGGCUCACCUAGUGUCCAUUCAGAUGCCUCGUGUUAUGGGGUUCUCGUGCGAACCCACAGGAUGAUGGUUUGGCCAAGGCCAGCACAGAGCACCUUAUAUAUCCUUUCCUAUCAUAUCGUUCGUUAUACCAUCUUGGUGGUAUACUUGGUGGUCGCUAUCAUACCGGUCGUCAUAUCGUUACUGCGGUAUACCUGACGGUAGAAUAUCAAGUGAGGCCGCAUAACUAACUAAUACAACUCGAUUUGUACUACUCGGCCUACAUUGCUAGGGGGAAGGGUGGCACGGCCUCAAUGCGGUGAACAAG